Messenger RNA from Enterospora canceri, 105 nucleotides. The record is from the annotation of a GenBank genome assembly. NCBI's taxonomy places the organism in Eukaryota, Fungi, Microsporidia, Enterocytozoonidae.
AUGUACCAUUUGGUCCUUUUAAUUUGUUGUCAUUUGUAUUGGUCCUUGCUUGAUAAUUUUUAUCACGUACCUUGCUGUAUUCAGAAAUACUGUUCACUUUGUUAA